GUGCAGACACUCACCCGAAUGUCAAAACUGUUGUUGUUGACGUUGCCGCUGUGGAUCGUAUACCUUUGCAACCCUAGAGUUUUCUUAAUAUCACUGUUGAUACUGAUAUGUCUGUUAUAAGUCCUACUGAUAAGCUCAUUCGUAAAUUGCGUAAGAAGCUGCGUCAAAUUGAAAAUCUCGAAUUUCUCGGCCGCUCCAAUCUAAAUGAAGAAGAACUACUGAAGGUCAAACAAAAAAAUGCCACUAGAACUGAACUUGCUAAAAUUUUAAAACAAGUUGGGGAAACUUGUGUUUUUCCCAAACCUGAAGUUGAUGUUAAACAACAAGAAACAACAAGUAUUUUCGUACCAUCAGAGAGAACAGACGUAGUAAUAACUCCUGAGAAGAAAACUAACACUGAAAUAACUACUGAAAAGAAAAUUGAUGCCAAAAUAAAUCCUGAAAAGAAAUCUAAAAAUGAAACAGAGAAGAAUCCCACAUCUAUACCACUUUUAGAAGUGCCUUUACAGUCUAAGAAAGUAAAGCCCUUAAAAGAUCUCCAAAGUAACACACCCACCACCAUUUUAAAUCCAACCAUUACUGAAACAAUGAAGCGUCCAUCAAUUGAGGAAAGUACAUCUUCAGCGAGCCCAGAGUCAUCACCUGUUAAUAGCUCACAGACAAAGAAGCCUAAAGCAGAAAUCCCUGUAUCACAAGAGCCUAAGAAAACUAAGCCCAAUAGUAUGCAAAAGGAAAUAAAAAAAUCUCCUUCCACCAAAGCUUGGCAUGAAACUCCAUUUCUUCUGAAUAUGUUGGAAUCUCACAAUGACAUUGUAUGUUGUGUUGACUUGGAUGAAAACUACAUAAUCUCUGGAAGCCGAGAUACCUUGGUUCAGGUAUGGUGCGCAAAGACUGGCUCUGCAUUGAUGGACUUGCGUGGACAUACGAAUACGGUUACUUGCGUUUGUCUCUUGUCGGCAGAAGAAUCGAAAAAUCUAUGUGCAGUUGCAGUGUUGUCUGGAACUACUGGCGAAGAAGCAGGUCCUAGAUUGGCUCUUUCGAGUUCAUCAGAUUGCUGCUUGAAGCUUUGGAACUUGGAAAAUGGCUCGGCUUUGCGUUCCAUUUACACAUUUAGCGCAGUUACGGCUCUUUGUUACUUGCCUGCUCAACAGUGCUGCGUCGUAGGAAGUGAAGGAGGGAAGCUAGAAAUCUAUUCAUUUCUUGAAGAGAACACUCAUGCGCUUUUUUCAAUCAAAACUUUUGAAAGUUCCGUAUCUUAUAUAAAGCUACAAGGUGACAACUUAAUCUGCUCGUCCCACGAUGGUUUCAUUAGUGUGUGGUCACUUAAAGGAACAGAACUGUGCCGACUCUUCAAAUCAGAUGAUCUGGUAUCUGAAACUGGUGUCAGAAUCUACUCUCGACCAAUUCUCAGCCUUGCCGUGAAUUCAACUCAUCCAUCAAUUUUCUAUGGCGACGAAGGGGCAAGUGUCAAAAUGCUAACAUGGAAAACAGGAUUUGUGAAAAAGCUGCGAAAUCACGUUCACGAUUUCGGGAUAACCAAUGCCAUUUACGUAACUAAAUCAUUCCUUCUCUCAUCUUCCAUUGAUCUUGAUACGGGAAACUCUUCCGUUAACGUCCGAUCUUUACCCGAUGGCAAUUACUUGGGCACUUUGAAUAUUACUGGUGUUGGGCGUAUUGUCUGUCUAGCCGCCACAGAAGACACAACGGACCAGUCUCUUCGAUUGGUUGUUGGAGGGACAAAAUUAUUAUUACUAGAAACAAGAGGAAUUGGAUGUCGUCGUUCUCCGAAGAAGGACAGUGUUCUCAAUCCCCAAUUCAUAAAAGAACUAAAUUUACCCGUUGGGGAUUCUGAAGACGAUUCCAGUAGUUCUUCUGACGAGGAAUUUCUGCAAGAUCAAGAAGAAUUAGCUAAUUCUGAUGAAACUGAUGAGGCACACAAUGAAUCUGCACAGAAUAGCUCGUGGUGCACUAUCCUCUGAUAAGUCGAGUAUAUUUUGUUAAAUUUUUUAACUGGUCCAUAUUAAGAAUCAAAGUAUAAAGCUAUUAAUAAUUACUUCAUCUUGCUCAACACUUUAAAAUUUAAAACGGGAAAGAAAAGAAAA
This is a messenger RNA of Daphnia pulicaria, 2102 nucleotides long. RefSeq names its product kinesin-like protein KIF21A. Gene Ontology annotation, molecular function: protein binding. NCBI's taxonomy places the organism in Eukaryota, Metazoa, Arthropoda, Branchiopoda, Diplostraca, Daphniidae. Bases 108 to 1979 code for a protein of 623 amino acids. The record is from RefSeq and is a predicted model, not a curated record. The transcript is spliced from 7 exons.